UCUAUUAGAUUAAUACUAAACAAACUGCACUUAAAUGGUAGUUAUAGAUGUCUUAUAUUAACUGAAGAAGUGUUUAAAAAUAAUAAAACAAGUCAAGCGUAUUAAUCUUCUCAGUGAAGAGGCCUAUAACCUCCUCGAGGCAGACCGCGCGUGUCUUUUCCGUUGAAUCGCAAUUUACGACGAAACUUUAUCCAAAAGUUUAUCUGCUAAAAAGAAAAAAAAAUGACUGGUCGGGCACGAGCAAGAGCACGAGGCAGAGCGCGAGGUCAAGAGACCAAGGCACCUGGAGCGAGCCAGGCUCAAGAGGCUGCACCAGCCGCCGCCGCCGCCGCUGCCCCGCCCACAGAGAGAGAGCUGGUCGGUAGAGGGAGGCAGAGAGGUGCUCCGGGACCCUUUUCUGGAGAUGCUCUUCAACAGAUUUCAGUCGGCUUUCAGCAGGUGAAGCUCGGGGAGAGAGGAGGACGCCGCCGCGAUUUUAACGAUGCGGGGAUCAACACCAGGCAGGCGAUGGCGCACGUUAAGGACUCGAAGACUGGAACGAGCGGUUCCCCCAUUCGCUUGACAGCAAACUUCUUCCGCAUAGUGUCCCGCCCUCAGUGGGUUCUCUAUCAGUACCACGUGGACUACAACCCGCCAAUGGAGUCUCGACGCCUGAGAUCUGCGCUGCUCUUCCAGCACGAAGAAGUGCUAGGCUCAGCGCGGAGCUUUGACGGAGCCCUGCUUUUUCUGCCUAACAGACUGCACAGCAAGGAGACUGUGCUGCACAGCGAGACGAGGAAUGGAGAGAAGGUUCAGAUAACAGUCACCCUGACAAACGAACUGCCACCCACAUCUCCGAUGUGCAUUCAGUUUUACAACAUCAUAUUCAGAAGGGUCUUGAGAAUUCUCAACAUGCAGCAGAUUGGACGCAACUACUACAACCCCCAGGAUCCACUCGACAUCCCAGUGCACAAGCUGACCAUCUGGCCAGGCUACAGCACCACCAUCCUGCGGUACGAGUCGUCCAUCAUGCUGUGUAUCGACCAGAGCCACAAGGUGCUGCGCAGUGAGACGGUCCUUGACUUUAUGGUCAACUUGAGGCACCAGUUUGGAAAUCAGCGCUUCCCUGACAUCUGCGCGAAGGAGCUCAUCGGACUCAUAGUCCUCACAAAAUACAACAACAGAACCUACAGGAUUGAUGAUAUCGCCUGGGAUCACACUCCCACCAACACCUUCUCGAGGAGAGACACAGAGAUCUCCUUCAAGAACUACUACAAGAAUCAAUAUGGCCUGGACAUCACCGAUGACAACCAGGCCCUGCUCGUCAGCCAUGUGAAGAGGCUGGGUCCUGCUGGAGCUCCCCCUCCUGGCCCGGCCAUGCUCAUCCCAGAGCUGUGCUACCUCACAGGUUUGACCCAGAAGAUCCGAGCUGACUUCACCAUCAUGAAGGCCUUGGACAGCCACACCAAACUGUCACCAGAGGCCAGAGAGGGAGGCGUCAACAGAUUCAUCAAUAACAUACAGAGGAACGCUGAUGCACAGGCGGAGCUGGAUAAGUGGGGCCUCAACUUUGAUUCCAAAGUCCUAAAUCUGACUGGCAGAGUCCUCCCGAGGGAGACGCUUUUCCAGGGAUCAAGAUCGUACGAUUACGGCCCCGCGGAUGCGAGCUGGAGCAGACAGAUGCGUGGCAUACCUCUGAUGAACAGUCCUCCGCUGGAUAACUGGAUCAUGUUUUGCACCCGUCGCUGCAGCAAUGAAGCCCAGUCCCUCCUGCAGACCCUCAAAACAGUCUCGGCUCCUCUCGGUAUCCGCAUCAGGAGCCCUCUCAUGAUCGAGUACGAGGAUCACCAGGAGUCUCUGCUCAGAGCCCUGAAGCAGAAUGUUGGACCCCAUACACAGAUGGUAGUGGUGAUCCUCCCCACUGACAGGAAGGACAAGUACGACACCGUCAAGAGGUUCCUCUGUGUGGAGUGUCCCACUCCCAGCCAGUGUGUGGUUGCCCGUACUCUGAGAAAGGCGCUCAUGUCUGUGGGCACCAAGAUUGCACUGCAGGUGGCGUGCAAAAUGGGAGGAGAGCUCUGGAGUGUGGAAAUCCCUCUCAAACAUGUGAUGAUUGUGGGCAUCGACUGCUACCAUGACACUACUGCUGGGAAAAGGUCCAUCGGCGCUCUCGUGGCCAGCCUCAACCAGAACAUGAGCAGGUGGUACUCAAAGUGUGUGCUGCAGGACAGAGGCCAGGAAAUCAUGGAUGGACUGAAGAUGGCCUUAAAUGGUGCCCUGAAGGAAUACCUGAAGUUCAACAACUGCCUGCCUUCACGCAUCAUCGUGUACCGAGACGGGGUGGGAGACGGCCAGCUGCACAGCGUGGUCAACUAUGAGGUCUCCCAGAUCAUGGACUGCAUCAAGUCCAUGGGGCACGACUACAUGCCCAAGCUGAGUGUGGUGGUGGUGAAGAAGCGCAUCAGCAGCAGGUUCUUCGCUCGGGCCAAUGGCAAAGUGUCCAACCCUCCCCCCGGGACCGUCAUUGACUCAGAGGUCACCCGUCCAGAGUGGUACGACUUCUACAUCGUGAGCCAGGCUGUCCCGUUUGGAUGCGUCUCCCCAUCCCACUACAACGUCGUGUACGACACAAGUGGACUGAAGCCUGAUCACAUGCAGCGGCUUACCUACAAGCUGUGCCACAUGUACUACAACUGGCAGGGGGUGAUCAGAGUGCCCGCUCCCUGCCAGUACGCCCACAAGUUGGCUUUCCUUGUGGGUCAGAGCAUCCACAGGCAGCCCCAUGUGCAACUGGAUAACCUCCUCUUCUACCUGUGAGGUCAAAGACACGAGGACUCUGCUCAGCUUCCUUCUUAAGAUCUUUAUGUGUGUCAGCCUUUUUGUUAGAUUCAUUUAAACUGAACAGUUUGAGGUUUGCGUUACACAUUGAAGUGCAAAGACGAGAGUUCAGUUCAAAGCAUUUGUGAAUAUGUUUGAAACACACUUGAGGUUCAGGUUAAUCCAAACGGUUUCAGAACUACAUGUCAGCAUUGUAUUCACUUAAAACUUCAUUUAGGUUCAUGUUUGGACUUUUGAGUAAGGACAAAUAUCUAAGUUAAGCACCUGAAGUCUUUAUUUAUUUUAUUUCUUACACCAGUGAGCCUCCUGGUGAUUUGUAGAUAGAAAAAAAUCUGCUGAAAUGUCUUAUUUUUGUUCGUAAUGAGGCUGAUGCUGCUGCGACGCAUUU
Larimichthys crocea (large yellow croaker) is the source of this 3205-nucleotide messenger RNA. RefSeq names its product piwi-like RNA-mediated gene silencing 1 (gene piwil1). The coding region runs from base 223 to 2796 and encodes 857 amino acids. The transcript is spliced from 21 exons. The record is from RefSeq and is a predicted model, not a curated record. Gene Ontology annotation, molecular function: protein binding; RNA binding. NCBI's taxonomy places the organism in Eukaryota, Metazoa, Chordata, Actinopteri, Sciaenidae.